Rhincodon typus (whale shark) is the source of this 1317-nucleotide messenger RNA. RefSeq names its product PDZ domain-containing protein 8-like. The transcript has 3 exons. Gene Ontology annotation, biological process: mitochondrial calcium ion homeostasis. Lineage: Eukaryota; Metazoa; Chordata; Chondrichthyes; Orectolobiformes; Rhincodontidae. Gene Ontology annotation, molecular function: lipid binding. Bases 230 to 1297 code for a protein of 355 amino acids. The record is from RefSeq and is a predicted model, not a curated record. Gene Ontology annotation, cellular component: mitochondria-associated endoplasmic reticulum membrane contact site.
CUGUAAUCGCUUUUUGUGCUGCAACUUGCAAGUCAGCUGGAGAUUGUCAUCUGGGAGUCACUGUCGAAGAGGCUGGUGGCCGGGGAGGGAGCUGCAACCUUUACAGCGGCAGAGAUAGAGCUUAUUCACAUGUGGCCAUGUUAGAAAGCCGCAGUCCCGGUGAAGGCAAGUGGGGAAAACAUUGCUGCCUUCCCGAUUCGGGACUGGCCCAAGUUCAAAGAGACUCCGAAUGAUUAUUCGAGGGGAACCUGCGGCGGGGAACGUGGUUUUGCGGCUGUGGCGGGGGCGCGCUGCGUGUGCACGCCGUCCGGGGGAAGCAGCAGCAGCAGCAGCUCUCAUUUGUACUGUCGGGGAUAGGCCAUGUAAACACGGAGCAGUGAGAACAUCAGCGGGAGGACUGAGAGAGAGAAAAGAACAUGGUCCUGAGGUGAAGAAGGAAUCUCUCACCAUGAUUUAUUUAAUGCUGCUGUCAGCCGUGGCCGGAGCCCUGUGUGUUCUCCUGCUGCAGAUUUUAUUGCUGUAUCGGAACAAGCCCGAGCCGGUGCCCCGGCAUGUGCAGUACGUCAAACCGGUGGUCGAGCCCUCGCUCAAGGACUACCUGAGCGGCGGGAAGGAGCCUCCGGCCGAGAGCUGCCACUUUCUCAACGCCAUCUUCUUGUUUCUGUUCCGGGAGCUGAGGGACACCCCGAUCGUCCGGCACUGGCUGACCAAGAAGAUCAAGGUGGAGUUUGAGGAGUUGCUGCAGACCAAGACGGCGGGCCGCCUGCUCGAGGGCCUCAGCCUGCGCGACAUCUCCCUGGGCAACGCGCUGCCCGUCUUCAAGAGCGCGCGCCUGCUGCAGCCGGCCGUGGGCCCCAAUCCCGGCCCAGGCCCAGGCCCAGGCCCCGGCUCCCUGGAGGAUGAGGCUCCUGGAGGUGCCGCUGCCGCCGGGGGAAUACCCGAGGAGCUCAACUUCGAGCUGGAGCUCGAGUACAACGGCGGCUUCCACCUGGCCAUCGACGUGGACCUGGUCUUCGGCAAGUCGGCUUACCUCUUCGUCAAGAUGAGGAGGGUGGUGGGCCGCCUCAGGCUGCAGUUCACCCGCCGCCCUUUCACUCACUGGUCCUUCGCCUUCAUGGACGAGCCUUUCAUCGACUUCGAGGUCAAGUCGCAGUUCGAGGGCCGGCCCAUGCCCCAGCUCACCACCAUCAUUGUUAACCAGCUCAAGAGAGUCAUCAAGCGCAAACAUACUUUACCCAACUACAAAAUCAGAUAUUAUCCUGGGUCUACCAUGUCUCUGAACAAUGGCACAGCCUGAGAACCAGGCAUGGCAGAGAG